This is a messenger RNA of Rhineura floridana, 1833 nucleotides long. It is a transcript of the gene CFAP410, whose product is annotated as cilia and flagella associated protein 410. Gene Ontology annotation, biological process: cytoskeleton organization; mRNA splicing, via spliceosome. NCBI's taxonomy places the organism in Eukaryota, Metazoa, Chordata, Lepidosauria, Squamata, Rhineuridae. Gene Ontology annotation, molecular function: protein binding. The transcript has 7 exons. The coding region runs from base 92 to 988 and encodes 298 amino acids. Gene Ontology annotation, cellular component: U4/U6 x U5 tri-snRNP complex. The record is from RefSeq and is a predicted model, not a curated record.
CGCCGUUAAGAGGCGUGGCGGAAUAGAGGAGGCGGGAGUAGGCAGUUACGCUCCACCCUUCGCUAAGUGUGCGAGCUGCGCUGUGAGCGGGAUGGAGAUAGAGACGAUGGCGCCUGCGCCCGCGCCCAGGCCCAGGCCCGCCCUUGGAAACGCGUCGGGAGCUUCCGAGCGGGCCUUGGCGACCUGUCGCGGAAAGCCCGAUGCCGGGACCAUGAAACUGACUCGUAAGGUGGUUCUGGCCCGGGCGAAGGCCACCGACCUCAGCGGCGUCCGCAAGUUGAACUGCUGGGGCAGCCGCAUCUCGGACAUUUCAGUCUGCCGUGAGCUUCCCAGCAUUGAGGUGAUCACGUUCAGUGCAAAUAACAUCUCUGACCUGGAGCCAAUGAACCAGUGCCAGAAUUUAACUGAGCUUUAUCUCAGGAGGAACAGUAUUGCAAGUCUCCGUGAGCUGUUUCACCUGAAAAAGCUGCCCCGCCUGAGAAUCCUCUGGCUCUCUGAAAACCCCUGCUGUGGUUCUGAUCCUCAUCACUAUCGAAUGACGGUGCUGCGUAACCUCCCCAGUCUCCAAAAACUUGACAAUCAGAUGGUGACAGAGGAUGAACUGUCCCAUGCCCUGCUGGAAGGGGAGGAGAUAACGGCACCCCCAGCCAAAUUGGAUGUGGAAAACAGCUGCCAAAACUUCACCACUGAGUCCAGUGUGAUGGAAUCUACGGUGGAGAAUGAAAAUGAAGUCAUGAACUUCAGCUUGGAGGAGACAAAUAAAAUCCGUGAGCAGCUUGGUAUGAAGCCUGUUGUUCCAAGAGAGAAGUUUGUCUCCUUCUCCCCUAGUAAGGAGGUGGAUGGGAACCGAAAGAAACUGAACAACAUCCUCAAUGCCAUCCUAAUGCUUCUAGAAGAACUUGAUUCAGAUGGACUAGGAGUUGUCCAUCAAACAACUGGGAACAAACUCCAGGCCUUGCAGAAGAAGGAACUCCAUGAGGACCGAUAGCCCAUCCAAGGCAGCUGUUUUGUGGACCAGUGGAAGUAGCAUCACCCGCCCUGGCUGCUCCUGCCCUGUCCUGUUGGGCAGUGUGUGGGGAUGACCUACUGAGCACAGGAAGAAACUGCAUACAUUCCCUGUUCUUCAUGCACUAGGAUCCUGCUCUCAGACAAGCUUUCAUCUGCCAUCACAACUUGUGUGCCUGCAUCUAUGCAACUGCUACCCAAUAAUCCACAAAGGCCCAUAACAAGCAUACACACAAUUUUGGCAAGUAGUUGUCACAUGGAAAAAGGGGUAGGCAUUUGUGGUCCUGCCUCCUACUGAGUGCCUCCCAGGUAGAAGAAUCACUCCUAGUCUUGCUUCCGAUGUGAAUCUGUCAUCUGAAGCUGCUGAUCUGUUAGCGUGAUGUUCUUUCCUUCCAUCAUAGUACUGGAGCGAGAAUCCCCUUGAUGCUUCUAUCCUUUUACAGUUAGGAGCUUUUGACAAUUAACUUGGUCUCGAGGCCAAAUUCUCUCAAAAAAUGGAGACACACACAAAAAAUCAUUGAACUUUAAAUUUAGUGCCAAGCUUCUAGCCUUUCUCCCCAUCUUUUCUUCUCUCAUAAAUAGUAAUUUAACAAGAAUGUCAUCUGUAGUCAGAAUUCUGGAUUUGUAUAUUUGAAUAUCUUGUGUCUUAUUUGAUAAGAACUCAGUCUUGGGUAUUUGCCUCAGAUUUCUCCUGUCAAUUGCCUGUUAAGUUUUCACAGUAAUGUUAAGAAAAAAGAAAAAGCGUAAGGUCACCUAGGUGCUGUGAGGAGUGGGAAGUGAGAUGAUGGUGUAUAGUUCAGGAAAUGCAUUAAAUUCAAUCCAACAAUA